This is a messenger RNA of Scylla paramamosain (green mud crab), 2020 nucleotides long. Its product is annotated as solute carrier family 49 member 4-like. NCBI's taxonomy places the organism in Eukaryota, Metazoa, Arthropoda, Malacostraca, Decapoda, Portunidae. Gene Ontology annotation, cellular component: membrane; intracellular membrane-bounded organelle. The transcript is spliced from 8 exons. The coding region runs from base 567 to 1208 and encodes 213 amino acids. The record is from RefSeq and is a predicted model, not a curated record.
GGGGAUCGGGGACUGUGGCCAUGAUGGGAAACUGGGGCACCAUCAUGUUUGUGGUGACCGUGACCCCCAUGUGCUGGGUCAUGAACACCAGGGGACUGCGGGUGGGGGUCCUCCUCUGUGGGGGUCUGGUGGCAGCCGGGACGGUCAUCAGAGUCCUCCCCUUGCUAGUCUCCACCAAUGUCACGUUUUUUACUGCCAUGUGCCACAUCUGUGCUAUCCUGGUCGGCACUGCUGGCACUCUGGUCCUGGCGGCGCCCCCAUGAUAGCUGCCGUGUGGUUCCCCCCAAGGAGCGCACCACUGCCACAGCCUUCGCCCAGAUGAUGAACAUGCUGGGCAACGGCGGCAGCUACCUGGAGCCCCUGAUGGUGCAGGAGCCGUCCUCACCCCAGCCUGACGCAGAGGAGGUGGAUGAGAUACAGCACGACAUCAAGAGGCUGGUGUACAUCUGGGCUGGUGUGGGUGUGGCGUUGAUGGUGGUCCUGGUGGCUUACUUUCCUGCCAAGCCCCCGUCCCCCCAUCCCUCACGUCACAUGUGGAAAGGCUGGACUUCUGGGAGAGUGUCAAGAUGAUGUGUCGGAACAAGGACCUGCUGCUACUGGUGAUGUCCUAUGGGGUAUCUGUGGGCAUCCCUGCGGCCUGGCUCAGCGUCCUCAACUUCUCCCUCUACGACCUGGGGCUGUCACAGGAUGAGGCAAUGUGGGUGGGUGUGGCGGGGGUGCUGGUGAGCUGCGGGGCUACCAUGGUGGUGGGACGGCUCACUGACCUCAUCUACGGCCACAUUAAGCUGUCCCUCAUCCUCACCUCUGCCCUCACCAUCUUCUUCUUCUACUGGUUCUUCCUGCUCUCCUGCCGGGCCAUUCCUGUGUCCACCUGGCAGAUCUAUGUGACAGUGACAGGCGGUAUUGCUCUCAACUUCGCAAUGAGUCCGUUGUUCUUCGAGCUGGCUGUGGAGAGCGCCUACCCCUGCUCUGAGGUGAUGGUGGGGGGUGCUCACUGCCUUCAACAACCUGGUGGGCCUCUGCUUCCUCUUCCUGUUCCUGGUGCCCUUCCCAAACUACCAGUGGGUAACAUACGUGCUGUUGUCUGGGAUGGCGGCUUCUCUCAUCCCUCUGUCAUUCGCUCGGGAGGAUUACUCUCGCUCCAGCAUAGACCGCAGCCAUGCACACUCAGCCUACCAGCCCAUCUGACCUGCCCAGACCUGCCCUGACUUGGUUGUGUGACCUCACUUGACCUGACGUCGUGUUUGUCAUGGUUUUUAGGUAUCUGUUAAAAAAGAUGGGUUUGUGUUUGUUUAUUUUUUGGUUUCCUGUUUCUUUAAUGUGUGUUUGUUUGUUUGUUUGAGAGAGAGAGAGAGAGAGAGAGAGAGAGAGAGAGAGAGAGAGAGAGAGAGAGAGAGAAGGUUAGCGAUGAUUGGAAUGGAGAGAGAGAGAGAGAGAGAGAGAGAGAGAGAGAGAGGGUUAGUGAUGAUUGGAAUGGAGAGAGAGAGAGAGAGAGAGAAGAAUUGUGAUUUUUUUGAUAACUGAUUUGUGAUAAGUUGAUGCAAAUUAAAGAUAGUACAGAAUAUAUUAAUAUGAACCAAAUUAGUGAUUUUCACUGGUUAAUAUAGUGAUUUAAUUUUAUAAUACUCCGUAAAUGAGUUGUCCAUAGGCAUGUAUAGAGAGAAGUAUUUUAUGUAUAUUUAUAGAUACAUUUAUAUUUGUAUUGUGAAGAUGAGGAUCUGAUAAUUUGUAUAAUUUAUAAUAUAUGUAAUCUACAUUAUGUAUGUAAUCAAUAAAUUAUCAUUAAAUUCAAAGAAAAUAACAGAGUUUUAUUAAUGUAUGAGCAAAGGUGCGUGGUGGCAGGGCCCACACAAGGCGGCGUCAACUGGCAGGCCGUUCUCCCAGCACGGCUGCGUGUUCAACGUGCGGAGUGCUGGGAAUCAGAUGACUGUCGUGUUACAAACUACAAGUGUAAAGAGAAUAUAAACCAUUGUACUGUAUGAGAUAAAUUGUCAACUAUAAAAUUAAAGGAACUGAAAUA